This is a messenger RNA of Penicillium bovifimosum, 552 nucleotides long. RefSeq names its product putative extracellular thaumatin domain protein. The record is from RefSeq and is a predicted model, not a curated record. The transcript has a single exon. The coding region runs from base 1 to 552 and encodes 183 amino acids. Lineage: Eukaryota; Fungi; Ascomycota; Eurotiomycetes; Eurotiales; Aspergillaceae.
AUGAUGUUCACCAAGACUCUCAGCCUUGCUGCCCUCUUCGCCACCCUGGCCUCAGCCCUCCCCCAGGACAAGAUGGUCCGCCGCGCAGGCAUGAUCAAGCGUGACGGCGGUGGCGUCACCAUCACCAACAACCUCGAGCAAGACGUCUACGCCUGGUCCGUCGCCGGCGACGUCGGCCCCAUGGAGACCAUCAAGAGCGGCGGCGGCGUCUACAACGAGAACUGGCGCACAAACCCCAACGGCGGCGGCAUCUCCAUCAAGCUCGCCCUCGACCAGGAGCAGCACGAUGUCCUGCAGUUCGAGUACACCCCUGCCGGUGACACCAUCUUCUGGGAUCUGUCUUGCAUCGACAUGCAGUCCAGCAACAAGUUCACCAACUUCGGCUUCGCUGUCCAGCCUUCCGAUGAGAGCUCGACUUGCCCCAAGGCUAUCUGCGCGGCUGGUGAUACCGCUUGCUCCGCGGCUUAUCUCAUUCCCACUGAUGAUCACGCUACCCACGGCUGCCCCAUCGACACUGCUCUCGAGUUGACUCUUGGUCAGCCCUCUGCUUAA